UAUAUAAUUAUUAUUCUCACUGUUUAUUCAUAUUCUUAUUAUGAUGCUAAUGAUUGUAGACUUGGCUGUGCUGAGGAGUGUGUAUAUUUAAAUAGCGUAUACAGAAGAUUAGAGGUUCUAUUUUAAAGAAGUGGUACCCACCGAUCGUUGGGGCUACUCCUCGCCGCACAGCGAGCAUCUCUACCUGAACGAACUGUGACCCCUGCGAAACUACAAGUGGCGUGGGAGGGGUGAGGGUGGGUCAUCCGGAGUACAGCACGCUCUGUUAAAACACAUUCAUUGGUGCAGGAAACACAAACUCGCCCUCCGCUGGACCCCAGCGUGUUUAUGAAUUAUUUUUAAUGGCCGCCUCACAGCCAAAGGACACAGAGUUUUGCUACUUUGCUGCACCGCUGGAAAGACGUUUGCAGGGACGGACCCAGAGAUGGAGGACUGUGCUCAUUCUGACGCCUCGACCAGGCUGACUUGAUGAGUGUUUGUGCGUGCGCGUGUGUGUUAAAGUGGAUUAUAGCACAGAUGUGCCCCACAGUGGGCCUUCAAGCCUUGGACUUAAUUGAUGCCCAAAAAUGAUGCCUACUCCCAUGCUAGGACUCUCCUUCUUGCUUCCCUGACCCCAGUGUGCCAAACUUAAUCAUAUUUUCCAUGUAAGCCCUUUCGUUGUCACUAAGGGGGUGUUUUUGUUUGUUUAUUUGUUUUUUUAUGUAUUGCCUGUAAAAGGGAAAAACCUCCAUUGCCCCUAGGAUGAUACACGUUCUCAUAUCUAGCACAGUGAGAAGAGGGCUAAACAGGUAAAUGCUGAGCACCCAGUCCUCCAGGGAGCCUGCCCACCUGCCCUGCAAAGCAAUAAAAACCUCACGAUUCAGUGUCAAACUCCUCCCCUGAUGUUUCUGAUAAAAUGCUUCAGUUUAAGGGUGAUUGCAGCAUCAACAGCUGAAGACUGUUGUACUCGCCUAAAACCCGACCUACAGCAUCCAAAGGGGCCACAAUAUAGCAAUACAAAUACACUAAUUUCCAGGUUAGAAUUUCAUUUUAUACACUUACAGUACUGGAUGGGGGGGUAAUUACCCCAUCUACACACACCAAUGACAGGAAAGUUAUCAGAUAAAUAAAGUUUCCUGUGAUUGACUACUUCUAAUCAAUAGGUCCUCCCCGAUCAAAAGAUUACAAAAGUACUUUUUGACCGGCUUUAUUUAUUUCAUCCCUUUUAUCGUUUUCUGGCUCCAUAAACAGAAGUUCCCCCUGGUUGCUUAUCCAACCACAGCUUGUUCUAAUUUCCAAAACAACCUUUAGAGAUGUUUUAGGUUAUGUGAUUCACCUCACCAGGGAUCACGUGCUCGCCCCACUGUUUAUAUCAUCUUUCGUUUUGAUAACACCUUCUGUAAGGUUUUUUUUUCCCCGUCGUUGAGUUUUGAUUUUACUGGUUUUGAUUUUGUUUAACAAAUUCGGAGGCAUAAAGCGAGUUGCAUGUUAAUCGGUGGCGUCGGAGCUGUGACACUCUCUCGCUCUGUACCUGUAUGUGCUCACUGUGUCACGUUUUAGUCUGAGUCCUAAAUCUCGCUCAGGUACUUUAUGAGCCACCGCAAACCAACGACGAGCAACUGCCAGCCUCCCAAGUGUCUGCAGCAUGAUCACGUGCAGUCACAUGACCGAGUGCGUUGUCACUCCAGAGAUCAUGGACAUUUUAUACAUAAAUGUCAUUGUGGUGCUGUUUGGUAAGGAGGCCUCUCUUAUUCAAAGGGAAGCUCUGAGUUUGUUUGUUUAUUUUGUGCAGUAUCACCAUCGACGUGCCUCUCCUUUGGGGCUGCUGCUUUGCUUAUUUAGCUUUUUAAAAUCUUUUUUUCUUUUUCUGUUUUGUAAUUUUCUGUUUUUAAAUCUGCUGGCAUUUUGUUUGCCUUAACCUCAGUGAGGUGGAAUGAAAAGAAAGUGGGAGACAGCCUUACCCUCACACACACAAACAAACACACACACACACACACACUUUGCUAUCAUGCCCCGUCUCAUCGCCAAUUUACCCUAACAGCUGCUCCCUCCUUUCUUUCCUGCCAUGCCCACCUCACCCCUCUGCAUCAGUUGUCCAGAGCUUUGCUUUUCCCCAAAGAAGGAAUGGACUUGUGAACUGGGAACAAACACCAUACAGUCUGCAUUUAAGCGGCUGCAGUUGCAGUCACCACAUUAGUCCCCACCAUCACCCCGUCACUGAGCUCUUUAGCGCUCUGCAUGGUUUGGCAGGCCUCACCUGCUUCACCGGCUCAGCCACAAUUAUGUAUUUUGGCGCUGGGCCAUUUGCUCAGAAUCACUUUCAUCUCUAAGUAUCCUGCUUUGAGUUUUAAGAUUUUAGAUCUGGAGAAAAAGAAGAGACUUGAACAAAGUAGUAAAAGAAACAUGAAAACAAUCAGGUCUGUCUCUGUGACUGCUUUGCUGACUGUGGUUUAUAAGUCAGGAGAUCAAAUAAACCAAAUACAACACCGGAUUUUGUCUGUUCCUGACAUUUUACACAUUAUCAUGCUUUGCUCCACUCAUCUUAAUCUCAAACAGUUCAUAUGUGUAUCAGUAUAUCAAAGCACAAAUGGGAAUUCUUCUUUAGAAUAAACAACAAAACUGAAUGUUAUGCUGCGUUGAAGCCUCUGUUGGGAACAAUAAAGUGCACCCCAAGUGUGAUUUAUGAUUGCCACAUCUGCAAGGGUAGCGAGAGUCAUCACGGCAAAAAUGACCCCGGCCCUUUCGCAGGGGUUCCAUGCAGCGUCUUCACCUAUCCAUGAAGAUCCAACGUUUUUUAACUAUUCAGAUAAAAUGGAGAACUUUGAAUGUUAAAUCGCCGCGAGGGGAAACCUGUACGGAGUAUGAAAGAUACAAACAUUUCCACGUCGGCUAAUGUCAGUGCUGAGGCUGUAUUUAAUAUCUUUAAAUAUGAAAUUUAAACAUCAAAUAAUGACACAGAAUUGAGCUGGUUAUUUUAAAUAUAUGUAGAUUUAUAUAUAUUACAAUUUAUCUUGCUUUUGGUAGUGCUCUUCCAUGUCGAAAGGAGCCCACAAAAGAUAAUGAAAAAAGUAGUCAAAAAUCAAGGCAGUCGAGGUGACUGGAGCCCAAAGGUUGUUUUUUUUCGCAGACUUGACCAAAAAGUUCAUCCAGAGCCCGAGAUGACAUAACUGUGUCCCAGGCUGAGUAGAACUGAACAUUACUAUUUGUCAACAUUUACUUUAAGUUUCACAAGGGGCAUGAACAGCGGUCGGACGAAGACCCUGUGUUUGUUUGACCCCCCUGCACAGUGUGGAGUAUCUCGCUCUUUAUACUACGCCAGUUGCUCCGCCUGUCUAAUAAUGAAGCAGGUGGGUUUACAUUGGAGAUAGUUCAAAGCCCGGUGCGUCACACACGGACGCUAAAGGGUGCCUCUGUGUGUCAGUUACUGACGGCAUGGGGCACUGGCCAACGGUCCGUGAGAACGGGUUGCUUUGUCAGCACUGUUGCCGUUGAGCCACCAGCUCAGCCGUCGCCAUCUUGAGAGCUCUGAAUUAAAGUAGUUUCUUAUUAUUUUACUUUUUGUAUUCAUAUGAAUUUAUUCUGUAUUUAGUCAUGUCAAUUUAUUUGAUAUUGAACACCUGUUCAGAUAGGGAUCAUUUGAUUCAAUUUACAUCUUAGUUUAGAUCAAGUCAUCGACCAACCACAGAAGUCAACGGUGACAGUUCUCAGUAGUUGACGAGGGGUUCUCCUGGGCCAGUCAUGAAGAGAAGAAUGUGUGCCAGUAACAAUAGCUCCACCUACAUGUGUCCUGAAGGAGCCAGCUGAGAUUUAUGUCUGUGAAAACACUUCUCAGUAGCUGAGCUAAACCAUUGUCUUCCCUUCAGGAAAUGGGCGUUGCUACACAAUGACUGUUUCUCCUGACUUGUUCGUCUCUCUACCUGCACCGACCCAGCCAGCCAAGGUCAGAGGUCAAAGGCCUGACUGUGCUACUGCAGCCCAAGUAAUACAACAUUAUUGUAACCAUUUAAAACACACAUACAUGAAGGAGACCCCAGAAGAACAUUCCACAACAGCAAAGAGCCGGGUGGCACGAACUUCCUGAGGAAACAACACUCACUUCCUGGCAAAUUAAGCCAAGCCGACGGCUGCUCGGGUUGAUAACCGCCACUGCUGGCUGACCACUGAGUGGCCGAGGUAGAGCACCACCUUUGUGUCCGCUCCCACCCACCAGAAUCAGAUCUGCCCCCCACACACCACCCAUCAACCAGCAUAGUCACAAGUCUGUUAACCACCAGGACAGCCAGCAGCGUUGGGAGCCUCAGUGUUCCUCAGACAGGAUGGGCCUUCUACUACUGCUCACCUCCAUGCUCCUGUCCAGCUACUACCUUCCAGGGAGCGAGGUGAACGCACAGCGCCUAUUCACGAUAAGAGACAUCACCCUGUACAUCGAGCCCAGGAAUGACGUGACCCGCGACACCAAUGUGACACUGAGAUGCAAGGCCACUGUCAGCAGCUUUGGGCUGGAGGCGCUGAGUCGUGAGUACACUAUAUACAAGGACAGCAACACAGUCUACACCAAGACCUCCAGCACCUCGGAGGACCUUCUGUACCCUCUGUCCGAGGCCAGAGUCUCCAACACCGGCAAAUACACGUGCAAGAUCAACAUUGAGGGGAAACAAAUUACCUCCGGAGCCAAGAAACUCACAGUAACAGGCCUGUCAAAACCAGUUCUCCACCUUAACAAGGGUGUGGUCACUGAAGGGGAGGAGAUAACGGCCACGUGUACGGCGCCCGGCGAGACAGGCUCCUUCUACUUCUACUUCUACGAGAACUCCACAGAGAUCCUGGAUAAGCAGGUCAACUCUAACCAGGCAGAGGCCAAGCUACACUUCAGCAGCGCUGGCAUCCACAGAAUUCACUGUGCCUAUACUGUCCUCAUAACGCCAGACUUCUCGAAGUCUGAGGAAAGCAACACUGUCACUGUUUCAGUCAAGGAGCUUCCUAUCAACGCAGUUUUGGAGAUCUUCCCUCAGACCAAGAUCUAUGAAGGAGACCAACUCUUCAUCUCGUGCACCGUCAGAAACGCUCUGCACACCUUGAAGAGUAGUCAUCUAUACCUGAGCCGGGGGAACCAGCUUCUCAGCAGGGGAGACACUAAAGUCAACCACAGCAGCGUUGCCCUGGCCAAGGACCCUGGGGAGUUUGAGUGCAGAUUAGAGAUGGGAGAUGUUGUGAAAUUUGACACAAAGACGAUUUCAGUGACUGAGCUGUUUGCGGUGCCCACUCUCACCAUGUCUCCUGCUGAAGUCUUUCAAAAGGAAUAUAUGACGUUAACCUGUAAAAGUGAGAGCUCUGCCUCUGAAAGACUCAACAUGGAGGAGUUGACUUACACUCUUGAUCCACCUGGAAGCCUACUGAUCUCCAAAGGCACUGGAAUAUUUUCUGGCAGUGCCUUCCUGUAUGAUUUCAACUAUACCUGUGUCGCUCAAGCCAAGGGCAUCGUGAAGAACAGUGAGACCCUGACUGUCCGUCCUAAAGUUCCUGUCUCCACUCCAAAGAUCUCGGUGGUUGGCAGAGCAGUCCUAGGACAGCACUUCAAGAUCCUCUGUCAGUCGGACAUUGGCAGCCUGCCAAUAAACUACACCCUGCUGAAGGGCUUCGACCAACUGAGCACUACCAUUGUCAAGCAGCCCUUUCAACAAGCUCUCUUCACAAUCAGCAUCAACAAGCCUGAUGAAAUAAGCAAGUUCAUGUGCGAGGCAAAGAAUCGGAACAAGGAAGCCCCGCUCAGUAAAAGACUCAACGCUACCGUCAUAGUGCCUCUGACGCACCCAAUUCUUACUGUCAUCCCCGACCUACCGGAAAUAUCUGAGGGAGAUGAUCUCUUCCUCAUAUGUGGUGUUAAAGGCUCUCCGCCGGUCACCUUUAAGUGGUACCGUGUUGGCAACGAACAGCCGCUGUACACCACCACAUCCAACAAGAACAACACGUACUACCGGGUCCACAGUUUAUCCAAAGAGCACAGCGGCGUGUACUACUGCGAGGCUGUCAACCACGCCAACAAUGUCGUCAGCAGUGACCGUGUCACCAUAGAGGUGCGCCUCGCGUUGUGGAAAAAAGUGCUGAUCGGUGGUUUCUGUGUUCUGGCCGUGUCUGUGUUGGUGGUUGUGUGUGUGCUGUGCUUCAGAUCCAAGAGAGGUAAAAGCACAGAAGCAGCUGCUGAAUUGUCAGUAAAGCCUGCGAGCCCUAAAUCAGAUGACUCUUUAACAGUGAAUCUAACCCACGACACAGAGGUUUAUAACGCAGCAACAGGAGCAGCGCCAGUCUAUGAUGGCAUGGAGGGGAGAGGGACCAAUGGGGCGCGAGAUAGCGUGGCGUCACUUCCCGUUGACAUCAGCAACAGGAGCAGCUACAGUUUCCCAGCAACAGUGUAGAGAUGCCCCACAAUGGGCGGGACUUGAAUUAUACUUUUUAUAAACUUUCAAAGCAAAACGAAGUUCGAUGAAAGGACUUUGAGAGCAAGAAUGGAAAAGAACACAAGAGGCAGUAAUGUUUGUGAUGUCAAGUGUUGUAGGAUUUGGACACACUUUUUUUUUCACUGAUGAGUUUUCUCAGUGAAAAGGAGGGGCGUGUUAUGAAACAAUAGAAACCAGGACCUGCUGCUCCCUCUCCCCUCCUCCUGCAAUUUAGAUGGCCUUUGAUUUUAUUCUCAACAUUGCUGUCUUUGUCCUUUGUUUCUUCCAUCACCACGUCUGUGGGAUUUUGUGUCUUUUAUUGUUGCAACUGCUCUGUUUGUCUGAUGUGCAUGUCUAAAUGGCCUUGGUGACAGAUUGAUUAAUUUGUGUAUACAUUUUAUCACCAUCACAGGAAAUGUGUGUAUAUAUUUUUGGUUUAUCCAGUGACCGGUGGGACACUUGUAGAAUAAAGACGUUGGUUUUAUUUAGAAGUGUGUCAGUACCAUUCAUUUUGCUCCAGCUGUUGUAUCUGAGGCAAAAAACAGUUUAUACUGCACAAAAUGCUUUCCAAGAGAACAUUAUUAUUAUUAUUAUCACGCCUGUAUUAAUCUUACAGUAACCAUACUAAGCACAGAUCUAAGACAAGAAUUCCAACAUAACAUGAAGUUGAUUCAUUACCUAAAAAAAAGGAACGCACAACAGAGACUUCCUUGAAAUGUUGAAGUCCCCAAAAAGUCUGUUGGCACAGAGCAGGUCAGUGUUGAUGAAACUGGUGGUGGAGGGUGGAGGGUGGGGCUUAUCUUGUUUCAAGCUAGGCAAGUUUGAAUGCAUGCAGCAGGUGGAGGAAAUGAAUCACAUGUGGUUUGCUUGAGCUGUGUGUGAGAUUACAUUACCAACUGGGUAAAAGUUGUUUUAGCCAGAACGUAUUGUGCAGCCGCUGCUGAAUUAACAUCCUAAUGUGCAGAAGGCAGUAGCAGAUUUCUGUAUUUACCAGACUAGCUUUAUUUUAAGAGCAAGCAAGCAAGCCUCCACUAAAGCCCAAGUUGUAGAUAUGUGCCACAAAAAAUGUCUCCGCAUCUCUCAGUUAUUGCUUUAUGAACAGAAUAUAAUCUUGAUAUUUGACUUUUGCUCAUGUGUAAUAUGCUUAUUCACUUGCUUGCAGAGAGUAAUUUGAGAAGACUGUUACCACUCUAAUGGCUGACUUUUUAAUAUGAAACUACAGCCAGGAGACAGUUAGCUUAGCUAAAGUUAGCAUGAAGACUGGCGCUGUAAAAAAGGUUUUAAAAUAAUAAUUCAAAAAACAAAAUAAAAUUCUAAAAAUCAAAAUGACAAGUGACCCUUCUGUAAACCCACAUACAUUUUUACACUUUGGUUUUUGUAUGGGUUAACCAAACAAAGGUUCCAAGAUUUUUCUUUAACCUUUGGACAGAACUGGUCAAUCUGUUUCCAGACGUUAUGUUAAGCUAAGCUAACUGGUUGCUGGCAAUACCUUCAUAUUUAACAGAUUUAAAGAGUGGUAUCAUUUUUACUAUGUAACUCUCAGCAAUAAAGCAAAUAUGCGUGUUUCCUUAAACUUCCUCUAAGACACUUCAUAGAUGUCAGCUGACAUCAUACAUUGGCAAUGUGUCGUUUUACUGCUCUUUAUUAAGGUAUAUUUUUUAUUCUAAUUAGUGCAGAAUUCUUACAACGUAAUUAAAGUUUGUCUU
Messenger RNA from Anarrhichthys ocellatus (wolf-eel), 8119 nucleotides. RefSeq names its product platelet and endothelial cell adhesion molecule 1b (gene pecam1b). The transcript has 12 exons. Bases 4296 to 6392 code for a protein of 698 amino acids. Gene Ontology annotation, biological process: immune response; cell surface receptor signaling pathway. Gene Ontology annotation, molecular function: transmembrane signaling receptor activity. Lineage: Eukaryota; Metazoa; Chordata; Actinopteri; Perciformes; Anarhichadidae. The record is from RefSeq and is a predicted model, not a curated record. Gene Ontology annotation, cellular component: external side of plasma membrane.